AUUCUUUUCGCUCCUCUCGCGCUCAAGUCAACCUCCGACAUGCCGUCUUAGACAUUGCCCAGAGAGGAAACGGGGCAAUUGAGACCUGACGCUUUAUCUGCUGAUUCGCGACGCCGAUGACCGAUACCGAGUGUCUGGUUUGGCGUUGCUGAAGAAUGAGCAUUCACAAAGGGGUAUGUAUAUAGACGACAUCCUCCCGUUUGUAGGGUAAUUUGCUUUCAACUAGAUCAGGGUGCCCUUACAUUCAUCAUUUUGAGCUUCCGUUUCGAUAACAGGCAUACAUUCGAUUGAUUCAAUACCUGCUGCUCUGAUGCAUAAGUCAUCGACAUAAACAUAGCAUCUCUUCAACAAGAUGUCCUCGCAAACCUCAGGCGAGAUACCUCCCCAGGGGCCUCCCUAUCUCCCCAAGACAGCUGGUCUCGGCGGCAGACCUACGGCCAGCGUCGACGAUCCCAUCUGUGCUGUUAUUUUGGCCUUCUUCGUCGGCGGUGCCAUUCUCAACAUGACCAUCUUUCAGCUGAACAAAAAGCGAUCUCACAAAUUCGCUCUCAGCGGUUUGCUUUUCGGCUUUUGCAUGGCCCGUAUCACCGCGAACGUGUUGAGAAUCGCAUGGGCUUCGAACCCGCAUGACACCAGUCUUGCUAUCGCUGCCCAGGUGUUUGCAAACGCAGGCGUUGUGCUCUUGUUCGUUGUGAAUCUGAUCUUUGCCCAGCGCAUCUUGAGGGCGUAUCAUCCACAAAUUGGAUGGAGCAGACCUGCUUCGCUGGUGUUCAAGCUCUUUUACUUUUGCAUCCUUGCAAGUCUUGUGAUGCUAAUUACAGCUGUGGUAUAUAACUUCUACACUUUGAACCCACAUACGAAACAGCAACUUCGCGACGUUCAACUCACCGGCAGCACGUUUCUUGCCAUUCUCGCUUUUCUCCCAUUGCCCAUUGUCGGAGCGUGCUUCAUUAUCCCCCGAAGAGCACCAAUGGACAAAUUCGGACAAGGCCGCAUGCGAACAAAAAUCCAGCUUCUUAUCUUCACAACUAUACUGCUUUCUCUCGGUGCUGCUUUCAGGACUGGCGUAUCCUUCAAGCUGCGGCCCGCGAACGAUCCAGCCUGGUAUCACAGCAAAGCAUGUUACUACUGCUUCAGCUACGUCAUAGAGAUCAUCGUCGUCUUCUCCUACGCUCUCUCGCGAUUCGAUCGACGCUUCCACAUUCCCGACGGUAGCCAUGCCCCCGGCGAUUACUCUGGUCGCAAUACAAAGACCCAAGAGCGUAUGUACCGUGUUAAUACUGAAGAGGAAGUCUUUGGUGAUGAUGAGCGACCACGAACAGCGGAGCAGCGCCAACAGCAGCAGCGAAACUGGGAGGCGGGUCUAAAGGAGGAGCUCAAGGAAGAGACCGUUUAAUGUCGAAUAUCGUCUUACACGACUGGACUAUUUGUAAUACAUAGUCAAUUGUGAGCGUAUAAAGAAUGGAUAUGGAUUCUGUGCGACCGUUUUCGCCUUCAAUGCAAGCUGUUCUGUACAAGACAUCAUAGAGAGGGGGGUGGCCUACGCGCCCGAAGAAGAUUGUCAAGUUUCAACAAUAUAUCUUUGAACAUCAUGACUGACCCUAGGCUGAAGUGUUAUAAGAGAUGUAGUCUAGGCGUAUCAAGGUAGUCGAAACAUAUCAACUUGUGGAAAUACUUAGUCGGACCAAUACUGAAGAUCAGCUCAACAUAUCAACACAAAGCAUCCAAGGGAUGGGCGUUAUCUGCUACCAUCAUGCCCUGAUCGUGCGAGACCUCAGGAGGGGGAUAUUGUUCACCAAUGAUGUGAGGAUAUCGACUCUUU
This is a messenger RNA of Fusarium oxysporum Fo47, 1822 nucleotides long. RefSeq lists its product as uncharacterized. The transcript has a single exon. Bases 353 to 1396 code for a protein of 347 amino acids. The record is from RefSeq and is a predicted model, not a curated record. NCBI's taxonomy places the organism in Eukaryota, Fungi, Ascomycota, Sordariomycetes, Hypocreales, Nectriaceae.